Molecule: messenger RNA, 1105 nt
Organism: Anopheles maculipalpis
Lineage: Eukaryota; Metazoa; Arthropoda; Insecta; Diptera; Culicidae
Product: developmentally-regulated GTP-binding protein 2
Exons: 3
Coding region: 13-1104 (363 amino acids)
Biological process (GO): cytoplasmic translation
Cellular component (GO): cytoplasm
Molecular function (GO): GTPase activity; GTP binding
Source: RefSeq, a predicted model, not a curated record
CCCGUCCUCAGCAUGGGCAUCUUGGAGAAAAUCUCGGACAUCGAGAAGGAAAUUGCGAAAACACAGAAAAAUAAAGCGACCGAGUACCAUCUGGGUUUGCUGAAGGCGAAGCUUGCCAAGUACCGGUCACAGCUGCUAGAACCAUCGAAGAAGGGCGAAAAGGGUGACGGGUUCGAUGUGCUCAAGUCGGGCGAUGCUCGCAUUGCCCUGAUCGGGUUUCCCUCGGUCGGUAAAUCUACGCUACUGUCGACGCUGACCAAAACGGAAAGUGAGGCAGCGAACUACGAAUUCACGACGCUCACCUGCAUUCCGGGUGUGAUCGAGUACAAGGGCGCCAACAUACAGCUGCUCGAUUUGCCCGGUAUUAUUGAAGGUGCUGCGCAAGGUAAGGGUCGUGGUCGGCAGGUCAUUGCGGUCGCGCGUACGGCCGAUCUGGUACUGAUGAUGCUGGACGCAACGAAACCGAACGUACACCGGGAUUUGCUAGAGUACGAGUUGGAAUCGGUCGGUUUGCGGCUGAACAAACGAAAGCCGAACAUCUACUUCAAGAUCAAGAAGGGUGGAGGCGUAAGCUUUAACGCGACGUGCCCACUGACGCGCUGUAACGAAAAGAUGGUCCAAACGAUACUGCACUCGUUCAAGAUCUUUAACGCGGAAGUGUUGUUCCGGGAGGAUUGUACCGAGGACGAGUUUAUCGAUGUCGUGUCCGGGAAUCGGAUCUAUCUGCCGUGCAUCUACGUGUACAACAAGAUCGAUCAGAUUUCGAUCGAAGAGGUGGAUCGGCUCGCCCGGCAACCGUACUCGGUCGUGGUUAGCUGCAACAUGCAUCUCAAUCUGGACUACUUGUUGGAAGUGUUGUGGGAACAUUUGCAGCUCAUCCGGGUGUACACCAAAAAGCCGGGUGCACCGCCAGACUUUGAUGAUGGUCUUAUUCUACGAAGGGGUGUCACGGUGGAACACGUAUGUCACGCAAUUCAUCGUACACUUGCGGCCCAAUUCAAGUAUGCGCUCGUAUGGGGCACAUCGACGAAAUAUUCACCUCAACGGGUGGGCAUUUCGCACAUCAUGAACGAUGAGGACGUGAUUCAGGUCGUUAAAAAGUAAU